This is a messenger RNA of Venturia canescens, 1491 nucleotides long. Its product is annotated as sentrin-specific protease 1-like. Lineage: Eukaryota; Metazoa; Arthropoda; Insecta; Hymenoptera; Ichneumonidae. Gene Ontology annotation, molecular function: deSUMOylase activity. Gene Ontology annotation, biological process: protein desumoylation; proteolysis. The transcript is spliced from 2 exons. Bases 1 to 1491 code for a protein of 496 amino acids. Gene Ontology annotation, cellular component: nucleus. The record is from RefSeq and is a predicted model, not a curated record.
AUGGAUGCGUCUACCCAGACCCAGUGCCAAGUGUGGAGAAGACACUUCUCUCUACAAACAGGAGGAGAAGCAGGAUGGGACGGACGAGAGGAGAGAGGAAAGGGGGAGGAGGUGGAGAGAUUUGAGAGGUUACGUGGAGAGCAAAAACGAGAAAUCAGCGGCAGAGGAAAGGAAAAGAGAACAAACACACAAAACUCCGACACACAAACAAAACGCCCAAAAGAAAAGGGGACUCAAACUUUCAUGUGGAGAUUACGGAGUAUCGACACAGAAGCUCACCAAAGGCCAAGCCGAGACCGAGUCCUCGAGGAAAUAGCUCGGCAUAGGUCCACGCAAGAAAUUUGCGCGGAGAUGACCAUGCCGAAAAUUGUGUCACCAAUAUCCAACGAUUCCCCGCCGUCCAACUUGAAAAAAAAAGAACAAAUGGAGCGAAAAAGAGAGUUAGAAGCAAAGAGAAGGAAGCAAUACAAAGAGGAAAUGGAAAAAAUGGAAAAACUAAAGAACAAUGGAAGAGAGUGGGAGCAAUGGGGCGUCGGAGAAUUCAAUUGGAAAGAAAAUGAAGUAAAAAAGGAGAUAGCGCCAAUAGAGAGAGGCACGAAGAAAGAAGAAAGCGGGGGAAAGAAUCAGAAAACAAGUAAAAUAAAAAAACGAGAGUCUGAACAUGCCAGAAAAGAGCAAGAACGAUUGAUGAAGAAGCAAAAGAAAAUCUAUAAAGAAGAAGGAAGUCAGGAGAAGAAAGGGGCAAGCAAAAAGGAACGGCGAGAUAUACAAGGCAAAGUGGACUCAAAGAAAAGGGAAAACAGCGAGAUAAACAAACAAGAAGAAGAAAGCGCGAUAGGAGUAAAGACGGAAGAUGGAGGUGGGCUGAGUAAGAUGUCGGUAGGAAGGAGUCCACAAAUGCAGAUCCAGCCUCAGAGCCUGUUGACUCUGCAGGGAAAUAACUGGAUAGAUGACGAAGUGAUCAACUCCUACAUGACGCUGAUCGUUGAGCGGUCACGAAAAAAUCCAGGGAAGAACGGCGAAGUGCAUUCCAUGAGCUCCUUCUUUUACUCUCGUCUCCAGGAGGGAGGAUAUUCGGCGGUUCGCCGGUGGACUCGGAAGAUCGAUCUCUUCUCUUUUAAUAAGAUCCUCGUGCCCCUGCAUUUCGGCGACCAUUGGUGCCUAAUAUCGAUCGAGAUGUCGAAAAAAAGAAUCAAAUUCUUCGACAGCCUCCACGGAAGGGACAGGGGUAGUAUGACGGUCGUGUUAAAUUAUUUGACCCAGGAAGCCGAAGAAAGAAGACAUCCUGGAUUCAAACAAGAAGAAUGGCUGAUGAUGACGAGAAAGGAGAUUCCCCGUCAAAGGAAUAACUUCGAUUGUGGGGUUUUCACUUGCCUAUUCGCGGCAUAUGACGCCACUGAUCGCGCAAUAGACUUCACACAAGAAGAUAUGAAAGACAAAAGAAAAAAAAUCGCUAGAGAACUUAUAGCGAACGAAUUAGAGAGCCCUUAA